Aspergillus saccharolyticus JOP 1030-1 is the source of this 1122-nucleotide messenger RNA. It is a transcript of the gene derA, whose product is annotated as putative ER-associated proteolytic system protein Der1. Gene Ontology annotation, cellular component: Hrd1p ubiquitin ligase ERAD-L complex; endoplasmic reticulum membrane. Gene Ontology annotation, biological process: endoplasmic reticulum unfolded protein response. The transcript has 2 exons. Gene Ontology annotation, molecular function: ubiquitin-specific protease binding; misfolded protein binding. Lineage: Eukaryota; Fungi; Ascomycota; Eurotiomycetes; Eurotiales; Aspergillaceae. The record is from RefSeq and is a predicted model, not a curated record. Bases 45 to 764 code for a protein of 239 amino acids.
UUUCCUCCAUUUUCCAAAUCAAGUGGAAAUACCUCCAAAUCACAAUGGCCGCCAUCUGGGGUAACGGCGGGCAGGCUGGCCAGUUCCCGCUGGAACAGUGGUUCUAUGAAAUGCCUCCCGUCACGCGCUGGUGGACUGCGGCCACUGUAGCCACUUCAGUAUUGGUCCAGUGCCAUGUCCUCACCCCCUUUCAGCUAUUCUACAGCUUUCGCGCUGUGUAUGUAAAAUAUCAGUACUGGCGACUGUUGACCACAUUUCUUUACUUUGGUCCCUUGAAUCUCGACCUGCUGUUCCAUGUCUUCUUCUUGCAACGGUACUCCCGCCUCCUGGAAGAGUCGUCGGGGCGGUCGCCGGCGCAUUUUUCAUGGCUGCUUUUUUACGCCAUGACCUCGCUGCUUCUGCUUUCACCAUUCCUCUCGCUGCCUUUUCUGGGCACUGCCCUCUCAUCCAGCCUGGUCUACAUAUGGAGCCGUCGCAACCCCGACACUCGUCUGAGUUUUCUCGGGAUGCUAGUGUUCUCAGCCCCCUACCUCCCUUGGGUGUUGAUGGCGUUCAGCUUAGUCGUCCACGGGAUUGUGCCCAAGGACGAAAUCUGCGGCGUCGUGGUGGGUCAUGUCUGGUACUUCUUCAACGACGUCUACCCCUCGCUGCACGGUGGCCACCGGCCUCUCGACCCCCCGGCCUGGUGGGCGCGUCUGUUUGAACCAGCGACUGGCGACGGGAACCGAGGUCUCGCUGCCAACGACGCUGCGCCUGAGAUUUGAUGAGUGGUUUGUCAGGGGCUGAGAUUUUGUUCGCGGAUACGCUGGACUUAUUGUGAACAAGACCUGUCACCCUGCGCAACGCUCAAGCCUCUCUCUCUCUCUUUCUCCGCCCAAGCAGAAAUUUUCUUGAUUAGCGGACGCGAUGCGCAGAAGACAUGCUAACUCGGAAGCGCUAAACUGAAGCGACAAAUAGGCCAUGGCAGCAUUAAUGGAUUCUAGGUGGAUUCGCCCCCGCUGCAUCGCAGGGUCCUUUGAUGUGGCAUAGUGAUGGGAGGUGCAAUUGCAAGGCUUACUUGCGCCAGGACCGCUUUCUCAACAAAACAGAGAGAAAAAAAAAAAAAAAAAAGCUGGAGAGCAG